This is a messenger RNA of Vicia villosa (hairy vetch), 885 nucleotides long. RefSeq lists its product as uncharacterized. Bases 1 to 885 code for a protein of 294 amino acids. The transcript has a single exon. Gene Ontology annotation, molecular function: catalytic activity. The record is from RefSeq and is a predicted model, not a curated record. Lineage: Eukaryota; Viridiplantae; Streptophyta; Magnoliopsida; Fabales; Fabaceae.
AUGAAAAUAUUAAGUUGGAACUGUCGGGGAUUGAGCAACCCGCGUGCUGUUCCGAACUUGAAGAAGUUAGCUCAACAACACCGACCUGAUAUUAUAUUUCUCUCUGAAACUUUGGCGAAUAAGCGUAAGAUGGAAAAUAUUCGGGUUACACUUAAGUUUGAAGCAUGCUUAUCUAUCGACGUAGAAGGUAGAAGUGGCGGUCUAGCGGUGUUAUGGAGAAAUUCUGAAGUAUGCAGUGUUCUAAAUUUCACUCGAAAUUUUGUUAAUUUGAUGGUUAAAGAGGAUAAUAAAGAGGAGUGGCGUUUGUCUUGUUACUACGGUUUUCCUGAACGUAGUAGACGUAAACUGGCAUGGGAUAUGAUAAGGGACUUACGGCAAAUGUCGAGUACGCCGUGGUGUAUCAUUGGAGAUUUUAAUGACCUGUUGUCUCAAGAUGAUAAACGAGGUAUUCACCCGCAUCCUAACUGGCUUUGUUUAGGCUUUCGGAAAGCUAUUAGUGACUGUGAUUUGGUGGACAUCCCCCUAGAAGGCUAUCAAUUUACUUGGGUUAAGAGUAGAGGCUCUGAACAAAUGGUAGAAGAAAGGCUCGAUCGAGCAUUUGCGUCACCGGAUUGGCUGAACCUUUUCCCUACUGUAUCUCUUACAACUCUUAUAGCAUCUCAUUCGGACCAUAGUUCGAUUCUGCUAUCCUGCGAAAUGAAUCAGCACGUUUGUAAUAAAUUCAGAUUCCGGUUCGAAAAUAGUUGGCUGCGAGAUAUCGAUAUUAAGUCGGUGGUCGAAUCAGGUUGGAAGGUUGGGGAAACUAGUGCAAUUGAAGACCGUAUUGUAUCUUGUGCGGAUAAUCUUGAGGCGUGGAGUAAGAGGCGGCGUAUUAACAGUAAGUAG